GAAGAGGUGGAUGACUUGUUCGGUGAUGAUGAGGAGCAAAAUGACCAACAAGAUAAUAGACAAUCGAAUGAAGACGAGUCUGAAAAUUCUCAAGAUGAAGAUGAAGAAACUGAAUUAAAGACGAUUGAUAUAUCUUUACCACGUCAUGCUGUCACUAGCAAGGCCGAGGAGGACACUUAUAUUAUUAAAGUUCCUGUUUUUCUCAAUAUUGAAGCCCAUCCAUUUGAUCCAAAUGAAUUUAAAGAACAAGUUCAUCAAAAUGCAAUUAAUAGAAAUAAAAGUACAAUGAGUGAAAAACAAAUGAAAAAUGAUUUAGUUGCUGAAAAACUAUUAAAUGAAAAUAGUAUAAGAUGGAGAUAUUCCAAUAGUGGGGAUGAUGAAAUUAUUAAACAAUCAAAUGCACAUUUUGUUGAAUGGGAUGAUGGUUCAAUUUCAUUAAAAGUUGGUAAUGAAUUAUUUGAUUUUAAAACUUUACCUUUAUUUGAUAACUUUUUAGUUAAAACCCAUGAUACUUACGAAAUCUUACAAAAUGAUUCCAUAUUAAAUAAAUCUGCUAAUUUAUUACCAUCCUCAACUUUCACUUCAACCCACCGUAAAUUAACUGAAGCUUUAAAAUACACCCAAAAGAAGGAUACUAUUUUAAAUACUAUAACUGAAAAAGAUCCAGAAUUGAAACAAAGGUUGGCUGAUGAAAACGAAAGAAAAACUAUGAAAUUGAAAAGACAAAUUGAACAAAGAAGAAGAUUGCAAGAAGAAAAAUUGGGUAAAUCUUCCAGUCCUGCUCCUGGUGGAAGAAACAAUUAUGAAUCAGCUUAUGAAAGAUUUGAAAGAACUUAUGCAAAUGAAGAUUACGAUGAUGAAGAUGAUUUUGUAGCAAAUGAUGAUGAUGAAGUUGAAGAAGAAGAAGAUGGUGAAGAUUUUGAUGAUGAAGAAGAUGAAUUUGAUAAAGGUGCCGAAAGAUUGAAAAAAUUAAAAGAUGACGGUGAAGCCAAAUAUAAAAAGAAGUCUUCUUCCCCCUCUGAUGAUGAAGGUGCUACUCAAAGGAAAAGAAGAAGAAUCAUUGAUAGUGAUGAAGAUGAU
Molecule: messenger RNA, 1080 nt
Organism: Hyphopichia burtonii NRRL Y-1933
Lineage: Eukaryota; Fungi; Ascomycota; Pichiomycetes; Serinales; Debaryomycetaceae
Exons: 1
Biological process (GO): positive regulation of transcription elongation by RNA polymerase II; transcription elongation by RNA polymerase II
Cellular component (GO): nucleus; Cdc73/Paf1 complex
Molecular function (GO): RNA polymerase II C-terminal domain phosphoserine binding
Source: RefSeq, a predicted model, not a curated record